AACCAGACACCAUGGCACAGAAGGGCCAGCUCAGCGAGGACGAGAAGUUCCUCUUUGUGGACAAAAACUUCAUCAACAGUCCAGUGGCCCAGGCGGACUGGGCCGCCAAGAAGUUGGUCUGGAUCCCGUCGGAGAAGCAGGGCUUCGAGGCCGCCAGCAUCAAGGAGGAGAAAGGCGAUGAGGUGAUUGUGGAGCUGGCGGAGAACGGCAGGAAGGUCACGGUCGGCAAGGAUGACAUCCAGAAGAUGAACCCUCCCAAGUUCUCCAAGGUGGAGGACAUGGCGGAGCUGACGUGCCUCAACGAGGCCUCCGUGCUGCACAACUUACGGGAGAGAUACUUCUCAGGACUCAUCUAUACGUAUUCCGGCCUCUUCUGCGUGGUCAUCAACCCCUACAAGCACCUGCCCAUCUACUCAGAAAAGAUCGUCGACAUGUACAAGGGCAAGAAGAGGCACGAGAUGCCCCCGCACAUCUACGCCAUCGCGGACACGGCCUACCGGAGCAUGCUGCAAGAUCGGGAAGAUCAGUCCAUCCUGUGCACGGGCGAGUCUGGAGCCGGGAAAACAGAGAACACCAAGAAAGUCAUCCAGUACCUGGCGGUGGUGGCCUCCUCCCACAAGGGCAAAAAGGAUGUCAGUAUUACGCAAGGCCCAUCUUUGGCUUACGGCGAGCUGGAGAAGCAGCUUCUACAAGCAAACCCGAUUCUGGAAGCCUUCGGCAACGCCAAAACCGUCAAGAACGACAACUCCUCCCGAUUUGGCAAAUUCAUCCGCAUCAACUUCGACGUCACCGGUUACAUCGUGGGAGCCAACAUCGAGACCUACCUGCUGGAAAAGUCACGGGCCAUUCGCCAAGCCAGAGAUGAGCGGACAUUCCACAUCUUCUACUACCUGAUCGCAGGGGCCAAGGAUAAAAUGAAAAACGAUUUGCUUUUGGAAGGCUUCAGCAACUACACUUUCCUCUCCAAUGGCUACGUGCCCAUCCCGGCUGCCCAGGACGACGAGAUGUUCCAGGAAACCUUGGAGGCCAUGGGCAUCAUGGGCUUCAGUGAAGAAGAUCAGCUGUCCAUAUUGAAGGUGGUGUCGUCCGUCUUGCAGCUUGGAAACAUCGUCUUCAAGAAGGAAAGAAACACAGACCAGGCUUCCAUGCCAGAUAACACAGCUGCUCAGAAGGUUUGCCACCUCAUGGGAAUCAAUGUGACAGACUUCACCAGAGCCAUCCUGACCCCACGUAUCAAAGUGGGGCGAGACGUGGUACAGAAAGCUCAGACGAAAGAACAGGCUGACUUUGCCAUAGAGGCCCUGGCCAAGGCCAUUUACGAGCGUCUUUUCCGCUGGAUCCUCACCCGUGUGAAUAAAGCCCUGGACAAGACACACCGGCAAGGGGCCUCAUUCCUGGGCAUUCUGGACAUUGCUGGAUUUGAGAUCUUUGAGGUGAACUCCUUUGAGCAGCUGUGCAUCAACUACACCAACGAGAAGCUGCAGCAGCUCUUCAACCACACCAUGUUCAUCCUGGAGCAGGAAGAGUACCAGCGUGAGGGCAUCGAGUGGAACUUCAUCGACUUCGGCCUCGACCUGCAGCCCUGCAUUGAGCUCAUUGAGCGGCCGAACAAUCCUCCAGGUGUGCUGGCCCUGCUGGAUGAGGAGUGCUGGUUCCCCAAAGCCACAGACACGUCCUUCGUGGAGAAGCUCAUGUCAGAGCAGGGCAACCACCCCAAGUUCCAGAAACCCAAGCAGCUCAAGGACAAGACUGAGUUCUCCAUUAUCCACUACGCCGGCAAGGUGGACUACAAUGCAAGUGCCUGGCUAACGAAGAACAUGGACCCACUGAAUGACAAUGUGACCUCCCUCCUCAAUGCCUCCGCAGACAAGUUUGUGGCUGACCUGUGGAAGGACGUGGACCGCAUUGUGGGGCUGGACCAGAUGGCCAAGAUGACAGAGAGCUCGCUGCCCAGCGCCUCCAAGACAAAGAAGGGCAUGUUCCGCACGGUGGGGCAGCUCUACAAGGAGCAGCUGGGGAAGCUGAUGACCACGCUGCGCAACACCACGCCCAACUUCGUGCGCUGCAUCAUCCCCAACCACGAGAAGCGGUCAGGCAAGCUGGAUGCAUUUCUGGUGCUGGAGCAGCUGCGGUGCAACGGGGUGUUGGAAGGCAUCCGAAUCUGUCGUCAGGGCUUCCCCAACAGGAUCGUCUUCCAGGAGUUUCGCCAACGCUACGAGAUCCUGGCAGCAAGUGCCAUUCCCAAAGGCUUCAUGGAUGGGAAGCAGGCCUGCAUUCUCAUGAUCAAAGCCCUGGAACUCGACCCCAACUUGUAUCGGAUUGGGCAGAGCAAAAUUUUCUUCCGAACUGGGGUCCUGGCCCACCUGGAAGAGGAACGAGACUUGAAGAUCACCGAUGUCAUCAUGGCAUUCCAGGCGAUGUGCCGUGGCUACCUGGCCAGAAAGGCGUUUGCCAAGAGGCAGCAGCAGCUGACUGCCAUGAAGGUCAUCCAAAGGAACUGCGCCGCCUACCUCAAGCUGCGGAACUGGCAAUGGUGGAGACUCUUCACCAAAGUGAAGCCGUUGCUGCAGGUGACACGGCAGGAGGAGGAGAUGCAGGCCAAGGAGGACGAGCUGCAGAAGAUCAAGGAGCGGCAGCAGAAGGCAGAGGGCGAGCUCAAGGAGCUGGAGCAAAAGCACACCCAGCUGGCCGAGGAGAAGACCCUGCUUCAAGAGCAGCUGCAGGCCGAGACAGAGCUGUACGCAGAGGCUGAGGAGAUGCGGGUCCGACUGGCAGCCAAGAAGCAGGAGCUGGAGGAAAUCCUGCAUGAGAUGGAGGCCCGCCUGGAGGAGGAGGAGGACCGGGGACAGCAGCUGCAGGCUGAAAAGAAGAAAAUGGCCCAGCAGAUGUUGGUGAGGCAUUACGGGGGCUGCCUUCACUGCAGUCCUGUGGGGUGGACCACAGGGUGGAGGAGGACACCGGGGCUUGGAGAGGGAGGCCUUCUGCUCAAGGAGCGAAAACUCCUUGAAGAGAGAAUUAGCGACUUAACGACAAACCUGGCGGAAGAAGAAGAAAAAGCCAAGAAUCUCACCAAGCUGAAAAACAAGCACGAAUCUAUGAUCUCAGAACUGGAAGUGCGUCUGAAGAAGGAGGAGAAGAGCCGGCAGGAGCUGGAGAAGCUGAAGCGGAAGUUGGAAGGCGAGGCCAGUGACUUCCAUGAGCAGAUCGCCGACCUCCAGGCUCAGAUCGCAGAGCUCAAGGUGCAACUGGCCAAGAAGGAGGAGGAGCUGCAGGCGGCCCUGGCCAGGCUGGAAGAUGAGAUGGCGCAGAAGAACAAUGCCCUGAAGAAGAUCCGGGAGCUGGAGGGCCACAUCUCAGACCUCCAGGAGGACCUGGACUCUGAGCGGGCUGCCAGGAACAAGGCUGAGAAGCAGAAGCGCGACCUGGGGGAGGAGCUGGAGGCACUGAAGACGGAGCUGGAGGACACGCUGGACAGCACCGCCACCCAGCAGGAGCUCAGGGCCAAGAGGGAGCAGGAGGUGACUGUGCUGAAGAAGGCCCUGGAUGAGGAGACGCGGUCCCACGAGGCGCAGGUCCAGGAGAUGAGGCAGAAGCACACGCAGGCCGUGGAGGAGCUCACGGAGCAACUGGAGCAGUUCAAGAGGGCGAAAGCCAACCUGGACAAGAACAAGCAGACGCUGGAGAAGGAGAACGCGGACCUGACGGGGGAGCUGCGGGUCCUGAACCAGGCAAAGCAGGAGGUGGAGCACAAGAAGAAGAAGCUGGAGGUGCAGCUGCAGGAGUUGCAGUCCAAGUGCAGCGACGGGGAGCGGGCCCGCGCCGAGCUCAACGACAGGGUCCACAAGCUGCAGAAUGAAGUGGAGAGUGUCACCAGCAUGCUCAACGAGGCGGAGGGCAAGGCCAUCAAACUGGGCAAGGACGUAGCAUCCCUUAGCUCCCAGCUCCAAGAUACUCAGGAGCUGCUUCAGGAAGAGACGCGGCAGAAGCUGCAUGUGUCCACCAAGCUCCGCCAACUGGAGGACGAGAGGAACAGCCUGCAGGACCAGCUGGAUGAGGAGAUGGAAGCCAAGCAGAACCUCGAGCGCCACAUCUCGACUCUGAACAUACAGCUCUCUGAUUCCAAGAAGAAGCUGCAGGACUUUGCCAGCACCGUGGAAGCCAUGGAAGAGGGCAAGAAGAGGCUGCAGAAGGAAAUGGAAGGCCUCACCCAGCAGUUUGAAGAGAAGGCGGCCGCCUACGAUAAACUGGAAAAGACAAAAAACAGGCUGCAGCAGGAGCUGGAUGACCUGGUCGUUGAUUUGGACAACCAGCGGCAGCUCGUGUCCAACCUGGAGAAGAAGCAGAAGAGGUUUGAUCAGUUGUUAGCCGAGGAGAAGAACAUCUCUUCCAAAUAUGCGGAUGAACGGGACAGAGCGGAAGCGGAAGCCCGGGAGAAGGAGACGAAGGCCUUGUCCCUGGCCCGGGCUCUUGAAGAAGCCUUGGAAGCCAGAGAGGAGCUUGAGAGGACGAACAAGAUGCUCAAGGCCGAGAUGGAAGAUCUGGUCAGCUCCAAGGAUGAUGUGGGCAAGAAUGUCCACGAGCUGGAGAAGUCCAAGCGUGCCCUGGAGACCCAGAUGGAGGAGAUGAAGACGCAGCUGGAGGAGCUGGAAGAUGAGCUGCAGGCGACGGAAGACGCCAAGCUGCGGCUGGAAGUCAACAUGCAGGCCCUCAAGGGCCAGUUCGAGAGGGAGCUCCAGGCUCGGGAUGAACAGAAUGAAGAGAAGAGGAGGCAGCUGCAGAGGCAGGUAAUCCACGCCAAGGUGGGGAAGGAAGGGCGGCCUGCCCCAUCCCAUCCCAUCCCGUCCCACCCCAUUGCUACCACCACUCACAGGCCCGGCCCGGCCCCCCCUGUCCCUGUCACCACAGUGAGAUGCCCCGUGGGGCGGGUGGCUGGGGGGCAGGUGGGGUUGGCUGGUUGCAGUCAAGGGCAGAGCCCAGCAGCCCCUGACACCCUCUGCACUCAGCUGCACGAACCAGGCUCCCCUGUGCCUCGGAUGACAGAAAGUGUCCUUCUGGUCUCCCAGGACCUGGCCGCAGCAGAGCGGGCUCGAAAACAGGCAGACCUGGAGAAGGAGGAGCUGGCAGAGGAGCUGGCCAGCAGCGUGUCCGGAAGGAACACACUGCAGGAUGAGAAGCGUCGCCUGGAGGCCCGGAUCAACCAGCUGGAGGAGGAGCUGGAGGAGGAGCAGGGGAACAUGGAGGCCAUGAGCGACCGCUUCCGCAAAGCCACGCAGCAGGCCGAGCAGCUCAACAACGAGCUGGCCACGGAGCGCAGCGCGGCCCAGAAGAACGAGAGCGCGCGGCAGCAGCUCGAGCGGCAGAACAAGGAGCUGCGGAGCAAGCUCCAGGAGAUGGAGGGGGCGGUCAAGUCCAAGUUCAAGUCCACCAUCGCUGCGCUGGAGGCCAAGAUCGUGCAGCUGGAGGAGCAGGUGGAGCAGGAGGCCAGGAAACUCCGCAAUGACCUGCCAGAAUUGGUCCCAGCGUUUGGGGAGACUUGUUUACCAAGGGAACGUUUUCUUCCAACCCACAGGCGAGGCAACGAGACCUCCUUUGUUCCCUCGAGACGGUCCGGCGGGCGGAGAGUGAUUGAAAAUGCAGACGGUUCUGAUGAGGACAUGGAUUCUCGGGAUUCGGACUUCAAUGGAACCAGAGCCAGUGAAUAAAGCCACCUCCGCCGCCGCCGGAAAGCCAGCAGCCAGCUAGCAAAGCCCAGAGGGCAAUACUUAGCACUGUCGACAUCCCUUUUCAAAUUCCAACGCCCACAGACACCCACACAGACCACCCUGAACAUCAGACCACCCUGUAUUGGGGGUGGAAACUUAAGUUUUAUGAUGUACCAGAUGAGAGAGAAAAAGAUAAAAGCCAACAGGAAACACUCACAAACCCUCAUGACGAAAUGUGCAGACAUUGAGUUCAGCGAACAAUAUUCACAGUAACCAAUCACGGGCAACUUAGUUUACAGGCGGCAGGGAGCGAGCCCAGCCGCCAACAAAAUGGGAGCCUGCUCCCCUCCCCUCCCCUCCUCUUGUGUGUGUGUCCUUUGGACCCGUGAGUCGUCCUUAUUUGAGAAUCCCCACCCCCGUUCCUGGUAAGCACACCUGUGACUCACACAGUUCACCCAGACCAAGUGCCUUCCUCAGCCGGGCAAAAGCAGGAGAGCUGCACUGCUGUACACGCACCUGAUUGUGCUUAAGGGCACCUUCACUAAUAAAAGGUUACAUAUACAUCA
Echinops telfairi (small Madagascar hedgehog) is the source of this 6268-nucleotide messenger RNA. RefSeq names its product myosin heavy chain 11 (gene MYH11). NCBI's taxonomy places the organism in Eukaryota, Metazoa, Chordata, Mammalia, Afrosoricida, Tenrecidae. Gene Ontology annotation, cellular component: myosin complex. Gene Ontology annotation, molecular function: ATP binding; cytoskeletal motor activity; actin filament binding. Bases 12 to 5702 code for a protein of 1896 amino acids. The record is from RefSeq and is a predicted model, not a curated record. The transcript is spliced from 37 exons.